GCAAAUUCGAAAUCAAGCAGAACGAGUCGAUGAAGCUCGAAUGCACAGUGAGAAUGGCCAAGCCAGCAGCUUCGAUCGUCUGGUAUCGUGGCAAUGUGCAGAUCAAGGGCGGCGACAUCAGUGUCACACCCGUUCCCAUAGCCGAUGACAAGGACAUACUGAAAGCACCGGACCACAAGGAUGGUAAACUCGAGAAGUACGACACGCAUGGCUCAAUUUUCAUAACAUCGACACCCGACGACGACGAGAUGAGUUACACGUGCGAGGCCAAGCAUCCUGCUAUACCCAUCGAGAAACCUAUGCGUGCUACUGCGGUACUCUCCGUUUUCUAUGCACCAGGACCGCCAUAUAUCGAAGGUUAUGCCGAGGGUGAAACAUUGCGUCGAGGUCAGCAAGUCGAACUGACUUGUAAAUCUCGUGGUGGCAAUCCACCAGCGCAAGUAGUAUGGUAUAGAAAUGGCGAGGUUGUGCACUCAGUAUACACGACCGAAGGUAGAAUCUCAAAGAAUGUACAUUCUUUUAUCGCCACGGCGAGUGAUGACAAGGCCAGGUUCGAGUGCAAGGUGUCCAAUGUCAUGAGUGUCACUCCUAUGAUUACUCAUGUUGAUCUCAGUGUGUUGUUUUCGCCAAACAAAGUAGACCUCAGUGGACCAACGGAAGCGAAAGCUGAAGAACAAGUAACGAUAACUUGCACGACCGACAUCUCGAAUCCAGUCUCGGAAAUAAAAUGGGUUGUCGACAAUCACAAGAUAAACAGUACAUCGCAAGUAAUACCCGCAUCUGAGGGUGGUUUUAUUACAACCUCAAACAUCACCUUUACCAUAAACAAAAUGGCACAACGUGCAGUAGUCGUCUGUCAUGCCUUUAACUUCAAGCUGUCGGAAACCAUCGUCGGCACUCACACCAUCAACGUCAUCUAUCCGCCGUCGAGGCUGGAAAUGGCUGGUUAUGAGCAAGGAGCUCCCAUCGUCGCCGGCACCGUACUCAAGCUCUCGUGCACUGCAAUAUCCGGUAAUCCCCUGGCCACUAUAACAUGGUAUAAGAACGACAACAAGGUACGUAAAAAGGUGUCGAGUCACGCACGACCACGGGACCACGCUGUCACGAGUGAGAUGAUCCACCUGGUCAACGCCUCCGACAACAAGGCUGUCAUCCGUUGUGAGGCUAGUAACUCUGCUACCCAGAUUCCGCUUGUGCAAAGCGUUCAUCUCAACGUGCAUUUUCUACCGGAGCAAGUCAAAAUUAGCACGGAACCUAAAACAUUCAGGGCGGGUGAGAAGGGUCGUUUAAUAUGCGAAUCGACGAGCAGUAACCCGCCGGCUGAAAUGUCGUGGUGGAAAUCGGGCAGUCCAGUACGCGGUACGACAAAUAGCACUAAGGAGGGUCUCUACGGUGGUUACAUAUCCACUGUCGAACUUGGACUCGAGCUCAGCGAAACUAUGAACAACGAAGAAUUCACUUGCCAGGCCAAGAAUCCCGAGAUCGAUCGCAGCAUACAUGACUCUACCAUGCUCAACAUUUUGUACAAACCAGUAUUCGAGAAAAUAGCCGCUGGCGACUUGGUUGGCUUAGAGGGGGAGCCGUUUGUCGUCUCGUUGUCAGCCCACGCAAACCCAAGUGCAAUAACAUACAUAUGGUCGCGGGAUGGUUUACCUUUGAGUAACGGUGCUGCAGGUGCAAGAAUCGCUGCUCGAGGCUCGACUCUCAAUAUUACAAGGCUCGAGCGCAACGACGCUGGUACUUACAACUGCGAAGCUAUGAACGAGGAAGGAUCUACCUUUUUUGAGUUGAAUUUAACUGUGCAAUAUCCAGUAACGUUAAUCCGUACGUCGACAUCGGGCGUGGUGUACCCAGCGGGCAACGAAGCAAAGCUAUUUUGCGAGGUUGAGGGUUCACCUUUAGGUGCCGAGUACGUUAGUUGGUACAAAGACGGCACGAACGUUGCCGAGCUUGGUGGGCAUUACAUCACUUACUUCGCCAAUAAGACGUCCUUCUUGAGGAUUCGCCGACCCACCGAGAGAGAUGUCGGUGAAUAUAAAUGCAACAUCAACAAUGGCAUUAACAAUGUUACCUCCGAGCCCAUACUUUUUAUCACGAAUUUUAAACCAGAAAUGGCGAAUUCUCACUUAACGAAAAAGGCUGCCGUGAAUAGCGGUGCGAGCGCUCAGCUUUAUUGCAAAGCUCGCGGUUCACCGUUGCCACAAUUUACCUGGGUGUUCAAUGGUAAACCCAUACUGUCAAACAUGACUGAUUACAAGUACAAGCUGACCUACAUGAACCUGUCGGAGCUGUACUCGCAAUCGAUCCUAACGGUUCAGCAUGUAAGCCAGUCUGAUUACGGCAAGUACGAGUGUCAAGCGCAUAACAAUAUGGGCCACGCGACAGAGCUAAUCGGCCUAGACGUAACCUCACCGCCAGACGAGCCAACUGACUUAGAAGUGGUCAACGUCACGCACGACAGCGUCACCCUCACGUGGAAGCGUGGCUUCGACGGCGGAUUGCCAACGUCUCAUCAGAUUAGAUGGCGAGAAACUAACGACGAAUAUGACGUCAACUAUCGCUAUCUCGACGUAUCACCUGGCAACUACACCGCUGUUGUCAAGCACCUAGCACUCGGCACCUCUUAUGUCUUCAGUGUCAGAGCUAAGAAUUCCAAAGGGGAAAGUCCUUUCUUACCUGAUCUUGUCAAAGCUCAAACUUUACGUGAGGCACCGCCCAACGAAUUGAUCGUCAGCGAGAUCAAUUCAUCGUACAUCAUCGUUAUUAUCAUCGCUGUAUCCGCCUGUGCUUGUCUUCUCAUUGCCACGCCAAUACUCUAUAAGGCCUUCGUCUCGAAAAAGAAGGCUCAAAGAUCUGGUAUAAAUAAAUCACAGACGGCAGACAUGUACGCACCAUCAACGGUAAACGGUGACACGAUGACAGGCGAAUUGAGUUCAGUGUCAGACGAGAAAAGCGACGUCAACUUCGACGCAAAUGAUUACGUGGACGAAGGGCGAAAAACCGCGGCGAGCACGUACCUGAUAGACCCAACUCUGCCGGACUACGGUAAAAGCGGCCUGGAGAUGCAAGUGCACCAGCAGACUGGUACCCUGAAUCGACGAAGUAAUCACAUCCCAAGUAUCCUGAGCAUGGACUCGCCGCCGCAACGCACCACCGCAAGUGGUACACUAUCCGCUUCGAAGUCGAGCUACAUAGGCAACCCGAGCCCAGCCCCGCCUGCCGACGUAAAUUUUUACAGCGUAGAGAUGGAGAGCGGUCGCUUUAUGGGAUAUGAGGGGACGCCGAGCCCGGCGCCGACCUCGACGAUUCUCGAGGUGGCGGGGCCGGGCGCCUACUAUCCUUCGCUCAGUCCUUCGUCGGGACUCAUGCAUCCGCACCCGGGUGCGCCAACCUCCUCGGCGCAUCCUCAUCAGCAUCAGCAGCAGGCGCCGCAGCACCAUACGUCGUCUCAACAAUUGGUAAUGGGAGUGGGCACGCUGACGAGGACGAGGACGCUGCCGCGGCCGGUGCCCCCCCCAGACGUCACUGUUAUGACUGCCGGAACAAAGUCACCCCUGCCGCCGACGGUACCCCCCCCGCCAGCUACAUUUGCACGUGCGGCCCCAGGCCCCGCACAUUCCCACGGGCACCCACUGUCAACUUUCACAUCGACGCCGCAGUACUCUGAUAUUGACGGACACCUCGUCUGAGCCCCCCUUGUCGUCGUCUUGCACCCGGCCGCUGAGCUGCCGCCGGGCGAUCGGACCGCUGCCGCCGCUGCAGUCGACGACGACAGCGACGAGGACAGCACGAGGCUGUAACGAGCAGAGCCGCGGCACGCCCACCGCACGUCGAAGUUCAGUUAAUCGCUUCGCAAAAGAUCACCGAACAAAGCGAGCCCACGGCCCUUUGAACUUUGCACUCGUCUCUCCGGCAAAAUCAAACCAACAGAAAAACUCUAUCUGCGGUUUAGUCUUGUAAAUAGUGCGUGCGCUUCUUCGUUCUACAUAUAUAAAUAUACAUAUUAGAUACAUUAUGAUGGCGAUAAUCGUAUAAUGGUGAAACCAAAGUUUUUUAAAUCUUGAAUGGUGAAUGACGACUGCGCGUGUCGCCGACGGUGCGUUGAACAAGUCAAUAUAUGUAUGUAUUCUUUCUCCUCGACAUUCACACAUUUUACACACACAAACACGACAAGUUGUAAAGUUCUUUUUUUUAGCGUUCGAGGAGUGCGAGAGACGAUAAAAAACAGUCCGCGCGCGUUGCGCGUGUAUGUCUGUAUGUGUGUGUGUGCGUGUAUGCGCGUGUUUUGCCUUCCCCUGCUGUCACGCGGAGAGAAGCGGCGAGAAAACAUCGAAAACGAUAUAUUAAUUGUGUAUUGCAACAUUCGAAAGACGUGAAAGUGAGUGUCUAAAGCCGUAGUGAUAAAGACAAUAUGUUAGUGUGCUCGCGACACGAUAUACGUGUAAAAAUUCUUCGUCUGUAUCUGUUGUUUUUUUCUUCUUCCUUCCUCGACCAUCUCUACAGUACGACAUUUGUGUGCGCGCCUUGUUUGUACAUGGUACGGCGAUACUUCCUUUUUUGUACAUAUUAUUGAAUCUGCAUUUGCCCCCUCCCCUCCCUCUCGAAACAAUGUGUCCAAUGAAUCUCAUGUAUGCGCGUGUACACGUGCGUCCUGUGUAUAAUCUGUGUGUAAGACUUUUUUAUACACGUGUAACGCGUAAGCAUACAUAUAUUUUUGCAAUUUAAUUUAAUUCGUUCGUUUUCUUCUUUGUGUACAUAAAAUAGCGACGUGCGCGAAUCCGAUUUUCCUAAGAAUAGACUCCGCUGGUGUUCGUAAGACUUAAAAACAAUGGAUAAAAUGAGGGUCUCUCUCGCGCAUCUUUAAGACGUCGAAGUAACGAUCACACUCUACGAAUUUCCGAAAGUGUGUGCGUGUUGUGUCGACGUUGCAUAGAAUGACUUCCGUUCGUUGCGUUGUCGCGCCAACAACUCUAAGUAGCCGGUAAUAUUAUAUUUUUUAACCGUUAAUAGGAUCGAAAAAAUGGUAAUUUGAAACGUACGUUUUUUGGCCUACUCAUUGUGAAAAUAAUAGUAAUAAUACGAGCGACACGCGAUAUGUAAACGUGUAACACUGUUUUAACGACAUAUGUGUAAGCGUGUACUAUGCGACACCUGAAAAAUAAUGUUGAAUCUUUUUAAAAAUUUGAUCGAAUAUAUAUGAAUAUAUUUUUUAACGUGUUUAAAAUCUUUUUAUUAAUCCGCUAUGGAAAACAAAUUUUCUCUCUACGAUUGUCUUCGAUUGUGAUUAUGUUUCCUGUUUGUUAGGGAAAAAACUGUAUAGUUCGAGUAAACGAUCUGUUGAAUAUUUUUCAGCUGUCGCGUGCUUUAAAUAGUGUGUGUAUCGCUGAAGGGGGAAAAAAACAUUUAUGAAUGAGACGUUUCUAUAGGAUAACUGCUGCAAAUAUAUUGUUAAAUUAAUUAUUGAGAUAAUUUGUUAUCAUGUCAAGAGAGAAAACCUGUGAAGCUUUACGAGUAAUUGCAUAAUUGUUAAAGGAUGUAAAAAGAGAGAGAGAGAGAAAACCAAAUGUUACAUGUACGUGGAGCCGAUUUUGGCGCGAAUUAGACUGAUGGAUUAGAAAGAAGAAGAAAUCAUGUGGGAAGAUUUAUACGCUCAAUUAGAGAACGUGUUCGCGCAUAAUUAAGAGGUUCUAUUUACAUAUACAUGUUUUAUAUUUGUAAAAAUCAUCUAUUAAUCAUUACCUAAAAUAAUAGAGAGGGAUGACUCGAAUUUUCCAAGAGCUGUGUGAUUUUCAAACUGCAAAGAAUGUAGUCGUGUUUUCGUAAAUCAUUAAUCGUCUAUGUGUUCAAAACUACACUGAUUUUUAAAUUACUCGUUUAUAGACAACGAAUUAAAAUUAAUUUUUCUAAUUGGUAGAUCUUUGCACCUUGGAGAUGAAUAACGCUCUGGAAAAACGAUACAACAAGGAUGAUCUUUUAUAUAUAUAAUAAUCGAAGAAAAAACUAAUAAUUCUGUUGAUUAUUCUAAGGCAUAGUCAAUCCUAAUUAUACAAUCAUUAAGAUUAUGAGAAUCCAAGCGAGCAACGCUAAAAAAAAGAAUGUACGAAGUGAAGUAAUUAUUAAUCAUUUUAACGAUGUAAAUAUUGUAAAUAACUGAUUCUUAGAUAGAUAUUGAAAAUUGAAAAACAUGCAUUACGAAUUACAUAUAUCAAUAAUUACAUUGAAAGAAUAUGAUGAUGAUCGAGAGCUUUUGUAUUAAGUAAAAACCGUAUAAAGGUCGAUGUUUUUUCAUCGCACACUUUGCAAUCUUCGCGCAAUUUUUUCCUCAAAAAGAAAAAAAUACUCUUUGUAUAUUGGUGGAGGUCCUUUUAAACAGAAAAUUGAAAAAUACACAUACACACAAAACAGAUAAUAAAUACUGUGUAUUAUGAAACGAAAAAAUAACUGCGUAUGUGCACACACAGAAUUUAAAGGCGGUGGAAAAAAAUACAUUACGAGAUUAAGAGCUGUAUCAUUUUGACGAGAGUGUAUUGUGUAUAUGGAUACUAUCGAAUAACAAAUCGCUAAAUUAAGUAAACUUUUCAUGCUCUUUUCUAUUUAUGGGAAAGAGAGAGAGAGAGAGAGAGAGAGAGAGAGAGAGAGAGAGGGGGGAAAAAACAACCAACAAACUUGUUAUCACGCGUUAUCUUAAUAGAAAAAUAAUAUUCGAAUGGAAAAAUGCUUGUUAUAAGCUACAAAAAAAAUAAUGAGGCACUAUAAACACAAAUUUAACUCUUCCAUUGCGUUUUUUCUUCGAUUUUUUUGUUGUUUUUGAUAGUCAACUCUUGCAUUUUUGAAAUAAAAAAUUCAAUGCCAAUUAUUAUACUCUAUGUCAAUCAUUUAUUAAUUUUUCAAUGAAUUUUAACAACUUAUACACUGUAUUGUCGGACUAAUUUUAUACUGUAUAAGACUGGAAAGUUAUAAUCGAGUAUACGGUGAACAAAUAUUUGUACAUAAAAUGCAAAUCUUUCAAAACCGUUCACAUUUCGAUAGUUCAAAAGCACAUUUGUUUUUUAACUGAUCUCGAUUUGAUACCAAUGAUAUAUGGGUAACAUGCAUCAUGUGCUAAUAAUUCGUCCGCAUCUUGUCUCGAACUGAUUUUUUCAAAAGCUCUUUUUUACCACAUUGAAAAAAAUAUCCUGUUGGUUCGGUACGCACGAACGCUUCCACCUAUGUGCCAAUACAUUAAGUAAAUGUUUUUCGAUGUGUAAUGUAAAAGUCAAAAAAAUGAAACCAAAAAGUUAAAAAAAAAAACAAAAAAAACAUAAAAUAAAGUAACGUGCGAGAUGUGCGCGAAUGACACAUUUUCAUCAUCAAACUCAUUUAUAUUCGUAAGUAUUCUGUGUAAACAGAGAAAAUUUUUAAAGAAAUGUAAAUCCUCCGUCUUAAUUAAGGGUAUAAAGAAAGGGGAAAAGUAAACGGGAAAAGUAGAUAUUCUGAAAAAGGCACUUGUGAAAAAAACCAUGUAAUGUUGAGAGAUAGAAGACAGGUAAAUAGCAGAGAGGUUAUUGAGAAUGAGAGAGACAGCGUUAGAAAAGAAAAAGAAGAAAAGCAGAAAAAAGCUCUCCGAUAAUGAUAGAAAAGAAAACUUGUAUAAUAUAAUUAAAAACAAAAAAUCCAUCAUACAUUAAUUAUUGUACAUAUAUAUAGUAUUUUUACAUUCUAAUUCUAAAUUCCAUUUCCGAUUCUAAAUGGUACAGUACAGCUCUGUGUGCUUCGCCUGUCAUCCUUGCAUUAUAACACACCGUCUAAAAAAAGAGAAUCGAUUUUUGAUAUAUUGUUUUUGUUUUCCUUUUUCUCGAGAAAAGUCACUAUUAUAUUAUGUACGCGUCUUUUUAAAAAAAUUACGUUACGUUAUAUCGUUAUCGAUAGUUCGUAAGUUCAUUUUGUUCUAUUUUAGUUUGGCUACUUUGUUACUCGAUAAUAUGUACAAAAAAGUGCACGAGAAACGUACGUUUCCUUCGGCAGUCGGCUUUCAUCUUUUUAUUUUUGUGCGUUGAUUACAUUAUAUCUACGUCGAAGACGACUGAAAAGUUAUCAAUGGAAAGAAGUGAUGAACGCGUUUCUUUGUAUUUUUCGAUGGACGUCAACGAAACAAAUAUACACGAAGACAAAGUGAAAGCUCAAUACGCUAGUCCUUAAUUUAAAACCAAAGUACGACGAAGUUAUAGUGAAUUUCGAAAAGAAAAAUGAAAAAAAUGCCAGAAAGGAAAAUGAAAGAAACGUCACUCUUAUAACCGUCUUCGCGGAGCAUAAAAAACGAACGAACAGAGAUGAUCUGUAAUAUGGAUUAUGAUAAUUAAAUGAUUCAAUCAUUGUAAGUAGUUAAAAGGGAACGAACGAAUCCGAGGUUAAGCAUUUAAGCCGCUAAAUAUUUGAAUAAGCCAACUAUUUUACACGUACGUUUAACUUACAAUCAAUUCUCAUUUUUAUUAUUAUUAUGAUUAUUAUUAUUAGUUAUUGUCUUUUUAUUACACGAUGAAUUUGUAAUAUGUUAUUUUACACACAUAGGACUUUUGUCGUUUAGCAAUACGGAAUCUGUCUCUGUACAU
This is a messenger RNA of Phymastichus coffea, 8588 nucleotides long. RefSeq names its product nephrin (gene sns). Gene Ontology annotation, biological process: cell-cell adhesion. The transcript has 15 exons. Gene Ontology annotation, molecular function: cell adhesion molecule binding. Bases 30 to 3689 code for a protein of 1219 amino acids. Gene Ontology annotation, cellular component: cell-cell junction. NCBI's taxonomy places the organism in Eukaryota, Metazoa, Arthropoda, Insecta, Hymenoptera, Eulophidae. The record is from RefSeq and is a predicted model, not a curated record.